Molecule: messenger RNA, 366 nt
Organism: Parascedosporium putredinis
Lineage: Eukaryota; Fungi; Ascomycota; Sordariomycetes; Microascales; Microascaceae
Source: the annotation of a GenBank genome assembly
AUGUCUAGCAACGAUACCACCAGCGAUCUCAACUCUAACAACAACAUGAACCGCCCCGCAGAGGUUCCCUUCCGCCAUGGCAGCAUUGGCGCAGAUCAAAAUGCCUUUAGCUGGUCUGAGCAGCUUCGAACCCGAGCCGAGAGCUCUGUCACUGGCCAACGGCCAUCUUUCGCCCUCGGAAACAGCUUUAGCACCUCGCCUCCCCGAAAUGGCAGUAUUCAAUCCUCUCAGGGGUACGUUCGACCCUCUACCGAGAUGCAUGCCCCACCGGCGCAGGCGGCAUCCGUCAAGCAAAAGCAGCCAGAGAGACGAAAGCCGGACGCCUUCCAAGAGCGCAUCUUGAAGGGCGACUUCUACAUGGAUUAA